AUGCUCAUCUUUAUCGAGAAUGUCCACAUGAACAAAAUAUGCUCCGUCAACUUGGGUCUCUCACCAGAGAUUUGCGCCAACCUGACAAACCACAAAGAGGAGAGUGUGCUCGUCCAGCGAGAGUUCUCCCUCUUCACCUUCUACAACAGCAUCAUCAUGUCGGUGCUGCCUCUCAUCUUCGUGCUCUUCAUGGGCGCCUGGAGUGAUAAAUACGGCCGUAAGUUUCCACUGCUGAUGACGCUGGUGGGUCAUGCGAUGUUUGCCGGGGGUUACCUGUUGGCCAACUGGCAGACCAGCUGGCCCGUGGAGGUGCUCUACCUGGUGACAAUAUUGGAGGCCCUGGGAGGAGCCAACGUAGGUAUCCUCUCCUCCACCAUCAGCUACAUCAGCGACAUCUCCAGCGAGAAGCAACGGACGUCUCGUAUCGGCACCAUUAACUCCAUGUGGUAUCUGGGAACUCCACUUGGUACGCUGACUGGCGCUCUUAUCAUCAAGUACAGCGGCUACGACAUGGCUCUGGGCCUCGUGCUACUCGCCUAUGUCGCCUCUAUUGUUUACGUCAUUGUAUUCAUCGAGGAGAGCCACGGACCCUUCGCCAAGAAGGCGCUGCAGGCGCAGGGCUCACUCAAGGGCAAGCCCACAUUAGAUAAAAAGGACGAAGCGUGA
This is a messenger RNA of Homarus americanus (American lobster), 666 nucleotides long. RefSeq names its product proton-coupled folate transporter-like. The coding region runs from base 1 to 666 and encodes 221 amino acids. Lineage: Eukaryota; Metazoa; Arthropoda; Malacostraca; Decapoda; Nephropidae. Gene Ontology annotation, cellular component: membrane. The transcript has 4 exons. The record is from RefSeq and is a predicted model, not a curated record. Gene Ontology annotation, biological process: transmembrane transport. Gene Ontology annotation, molecular function: transmembrane transporter activity.